AUGAAGUACACCAUCAUCACCGCCUUUCUUGCUGCCUUCGCGGCCGCCAAGACCGUCGACGAGCUCGUUGCAGACAUUCCUACCUGCGCCGUCACAUGUAUCCGUGACGCUGCCACGUCCGUCAACUGCGAUAUCUCAGACUUUGCCUGCUCCUGCGCCAAGCAGGACCAGCUGACGCCCGUCGUCGUCAACUGCCUGUCCAAGUCAAGCUGCAGUGCGGAUGAUCAGACCAAGGUCCUUUUGACGGCCCAGCAGAUCUGCUCUCAGGUCUCCUCGGGCGUCUCGGCAACUGGCUCCGUCGCCGCUCUUACCUCCGGAGCCUCCUCCACCGGUUCCGGCGGCGCAACCUCCACCGGGGCCGCGGCCGCGAGCACUUCGUCCCCUGCCGCCGCACCCACCAUGCAUGUCGCUGGCUGGGCCGGAGCUCUCGCUGCCGCCGCCGCUCUGGCCCUUUGA
Colletotrichum gloeosporioides is the source of this 456-nucleotide messenger RNA. RefSeq lists its product as uncharacterized. The coding region runs from base 1 to 456 and encodes 151 amino acids. Lineage: Eukaryota; Fungi; Ascomycota; Sordariomycetes; Glomerellales; Glomerellaceae. The record is from RefSeq and is a predicted model, not a curated record. The transcript is spliced from 2 exons.